Messenger RNA from Penicillium egyptiacum, 861 nucleotides. NCBI's taxonomy places the organism in Eukaryota, Fungi, Ascomycota, Eurotiomycetes, Eurotiales, Aspergillaceae. The record is from the annotation of a GenBank genome assembly.
CAAUAUGUCUGCCCCCGCUGCUUUCUCCGAUAUCGCCAAGGCGACCAACGAUCUCCUGAACAAGGAUUUCUACCACGGCGCUGCCGCCAACCUUGAGGUCAAGUCCAAGGCCCCCAACGGUGUCACCUUCACCGUCAAGGGCAAGUCUGCCCACGAGGGCCCCAUUGCUGGUCAGCUCGAGGCCAAAUACGUUGAUGCGCCCACUGGCCUCACCCUCACCCAGGCUUGGACCACCGCCAACGCUCUCGACACCAAGCUCGAGCUCGACAACAACAUCGCCAAGGGCCUCAAGGCUGAGAUCCUGACCCAGUACCAGCCCGCUAAGCAGUCUAAGGGUGCCAAGCUCAACCUGUACUUCAAGCAGCCCAACCUGAACGCCCGUGCCUUCUUCGAUCUCCUGAACGGCCCCACCGCCAACUUCGACGCCGUUCUCGGCCACGAGGGCUUCCUCGUCGGUGCUGAGGGUGGCUACGACGUCAACAAGGCCGCCAUCACCAAGUACUCCGCUGCCGUCGGCUACAGCGUUGCCCAGUACUCUGCUGCCAUCACCGCCAGCAACAACCUGUCCCUCUUCUCUGCCAGCUACUACCACCGCGUCAACGCUCAGGUCGAGGCCGGUGCCAAGGCUUCUUGGGACUCCACCUCCGGCAACGCCGUCGGCCUCGAGGUCGCCAGCAAGUACCGCCUGGACCCCUCUUCCUUCGCCAAGGCUAAGAUCAACGACCGUGGUAUUGCCGCUCUGGCUUACAACGUCCUGCUCCGCCCUGGUGUCACCCUCGGCCUCGGUGCUUCCUUCGAUACCCAGAACCUGAACCAGGCUGCCCACAAGGUCGGCGCCAGCUUCACCUUCGAGGCUUAAGC